Molecule: messenger RNA, 1198 nt
Organism: Pieris rapae (cabbage white)
Lineage: Eukaryota; Metazoa; Arthropoda; Insecta; Lepidoptera; Pieridae
Product: transmembrane protein 80
Exons: 3
Coding region: 1-477 (158 amino acids)
Biological process (GO): non-motile cilium assembly
Cellular component (GO): ciliary transition zone
Source: RefSeq, a predicted model, not a curated record
AUGUCCCCCAAGCUUGAAAAAAACGGAGAGUUGUCCAUUAUGGUUAAUUCUAGUUUAGCAUACGAAAUUCUUCUAUAUAUAAAUUCGUUUUAUUUUGGCCUAUUCGCUACCUGUGAACUAGGAACGCUUAUUUUGAAGUCUGUAUUAAUUGGUGGAAAGUAUAACGAUAGCGAUAAUAACCGAAGCUUUCGACUUGGACAAGAUUUUGGUGUACUGGUAGCACUUUUUAUUAUAGAGGCUGCAAGACUAAUUCUCGGGAGGAAGGGCAGUCUCAGUGAAAAAGAUGUUCCUGUAAUGUUUUCUGUGCUAUUAACUGUACCAUCAAUAAUUGGAGUACUCUACCUUCUCAUAUGGCAAGUGGUUGUUCUUAGAAUUGAAUAUAUUUGGUGUACUUUAAUGCUCUCAUUACAAUCCUUGGAAUUUAUCUUUGCGUCCAUGUUUAUAGUUACUAUGUGUAGAGGGCCUUCAUAUGACUAAACCAAUUUUUCUUACCUUUUACAUCUUACUUAAGUAUUGAAUAACUUGAGACAAUUAUUAUACAGAUCAUGCUUUAUUUUUUUUAGUUUUUUGUAAUGGUCAGGUAUAUGUUAUAUUUAAUAAGUAACUGCAUAUUAAAAAUAAUGUGAGCAUGUAACAUAAGCACCAUAUAAAAAAUUAUUAACUAUAAUAUAACUUUGAUGUAUCACAUAAUUUUUUAUCUAUAAGACAUACAUCAAUGUAUAUUUAUCGUAGUAUUUAAGUUCAUUAUAGUUGUAUUAGUAGCACUACAUUUCUGUUCUCUUUUGCUAUAUAUAUAAUAGCUUUAGUUGUCUUUUGAAACUGAAGCACUUUUAACUAGCGCAACUUUUGGAUACAAAAUAGUAUUUAUUGAGAUUGAAUUUUAAAGUGUGUCUUCCAUGUAGGACCCAUUACCCUAAGUGUACUUAAAUAUAUGAUGAAAUUGUGCCCUUAUAACUAAGUGUGAUGUUUACCUAAUGAAAAUAUGCUGUUGAUACUGAUCUGUUAUAAUGGAACUAUCUAGUCAAAUAGAUUGCUGUUAGUAGCCGAUUUAAUAAAAACAUAUUUUUACAAGACAUAAUUUGUACUAAAGUGAUAAACCUUGUGGCCUUUAUAUACACACAUAUUACCUUCCAUUAUUAAAUGAAAAUUGAAUAUUUAAACUAGAUACCAAAGAUUUGUAAUCAAUAUUUAUUGAAUG